This is a messenger RNA of Lates calcarifer (barramundi perch), 955 nucleotides long. RefSeq names its product 2-iminobutanoate/2-iminopropanoate deaminase. The record is from RefSeq and is a predicted model, not a curated record. The transcript is spliced from 6 exons. Gene Ontology annotation, molecular function: deaminase activity. Gene Ontology annotation, cellular component: cytosol. Bases 104 to 514 code for a protein of 136 amino acids. Lineage: Eukaryota; Metazoa; Chordata; Actinopteri; Centropomidae.
UAUGUCAUUUAGUGCAUUUCUCCCUUUGCUUUGCAGCUCACUUUGAACUGUCACAUAUUUCAGCGCCUGUCCAAUUGAGUUAGCUCGACAUAUUUUCAGUGGAAUGGCUGCAUUAAUCAGGAGGAUUAUCAGCACAACAAAAGCUCCUGCUGCUAUAGGCCCGUACAGCCAAGCAGUGGUGGUGGAUCGGACAAUGUACAUCUCAGGACAGCUGGGGAUGGAUCCUGCCAGUGGACAGCUGGUGGAAGGUGGUGUUCAGGCUCAGACCAGACAGGCUCUUGUAAAUAUGGGUGAAAUCCUUAAAGCUGCUGGGUGCGGUUAUGAGAAUGUUGUCAAAACCACAGUGCUCCUCGCUGACAUGAAUGACUUCACUAAUGUCAACAAUGUUUACAAGCAGUUCUUCAGCACUAACUACCCAGCCAGAGCUGCCUAUCAGGUUGCUGCUCUUCCCAGAGGUGGACUGGUUGAGAUUGAAGCAGUUGCUGUUUUGGGCCCUCUGACUGAUGUUUCCUAACACAACCAUCUCUAUCAAAAAAUAAAAACUGGAAAACCCAUAAUCACUGAAGAAUAUAUGGGUCCUUUUUUGUAGACGAAGCAAGAAUUGACACAGCAUAAUUUCUGUGUAAUAUUAACCAUUUUAAUUAUAGAUGUAUCAUCUUAUGUAGUGUUUUAAGUGCUUUAUCACUGUCACAAAUAUGUUGAGGGUGACCUUGCACCUUGCAGACUAACAAGCUCAGAGCACUUUCUCCUGUCUCAGUAACACUGAUAAGACAUGUUUGGAGACAACACUGCAUUCGAAAUCUCCUCUGCUUAUAUUUCACUUACAAAACUGAAGAGGAAUACUCUACCAGUCUGUGCUGACCAUGAGCUGUACCCAUGACAGUGUGUCUUCUCACAUUAUGUCAGAUGAUGGAUAAUGAUCAAAUAUAAAUAAAUAAUAAAUAUUUUUAAUCUA